Messenger RNA from Podarcis muralis (Common wall lizard), 3491 nucleotides. RefSeq lists its product as uncharacterized. Lineage: Eukaryota; Metazoa; Chordata; Lepidosauria; Squamata; Lacertidae. Gene Ontology annotation, cellular component: plasma membrane. Gene Ontology annotation, biological process: endocytosis; fusion of sperm to egg plasma membrane involved in single fertilization; acrosomal vesicle exocytosis. The record is from RefSeq and is a predicted model, not a curated record.
ACACACAAAAAGGGAAGGUUGACAACUAUGCCCAGUGAUUUGAUGGGGACUUGAACCCUGGUCUCCCCAGUCCUUGUCUGACACUAACCAUGACACUGCACAGGUUGGCUUACAAUAAUAUUCUGUUUCCAUCCUUGGGCUGAGGCAUUGCUGGGCUAACUAACGUGGUACAGGGGGGUGGCUGCUUGGCUUCUCCUUCUCCCCCCCCCCAGUCCCUUGUUCUUUUCUUCCCAGCCAAGCUGGCAUCCUUCAGCAGCUGCUGCCAGGCAAGGACUGGAUCUGAAGCAACCCUCAGCAAUAGGUCUGCCUUGUGCAGACAAAUGGUGAGCUGGGCAUUUAUAGCAGGGCGUACAAAUUACUUUUGUUUUUGCUUUAAGAGUGUUGUUUUCCUGCCUUCACUUUCAACCUCCCCCAAUCCCUGUAACAUUUUAUUUUACAGAUAGGGAGAUAGCUCUCUUGUAUUUGCCCCUGCACUCUACCCCAUGAUGGUAGUUUGGGUGGUGGUGGUGUUUAAAGCGGGGUUUGCUAAACAAAUGUCAGUCAAUGCCUUCUUAACCAAAUGCUUCAGUGUGCCAAAUGUUCUCUUUUUCCUUUCUUCCUCUCCUCCUUUGCAUUUUAAAAACUAUCUCAGUACCUCACAGUCAUUCAUUCUCCCCUUUUCUCCCAUUAAGUUAUCUGAGCACUUCCAUUCUUUUCUAAUCCUGUCGUGCCUUCUUUCCACACAAUUCUCUCUCUUUUCUGACCUUUCCAAAAAAAUGAUGAUUUAAAUAUACUUUUUUGACCCAGACCUUGCUUUUCCUUCUUGGCCUCUUUUUCCUGUUUCCCACUCACUAUUUCUACCCCACACCCUAAAUCAUUUUGUUUCCCUUCCCCCUUCAUUUUUCCCUUUUCUCCUUUCCUUGCCCCUAUGCCUCUUUGUAUACACCUGUUUCCUCAUCCUGUUCCUCCCCUCCCUGCUCCACUUCUCUGAAAGGCUUUAUUUUGACUAGGAUUUCCCAAAGCACAGCUCUAGAAGACAUUUAAAUGCUUGGGAUCAGCUCCGGAAAUGGGUAACAGUAUUAAAAAGAAGAGUAGCUGUGAGCAUAUGCAGAAUCCUUUAUCUUAUCACAAGCAGCAGACAAACACUGGAAGCAAUAAAAUAUUACUGUUGUUGUUAUUGUUGUUAUUUGCAUUUAUUCAUCACUUGGUACAAAAAUGUCUCAGAGCAAUACAAUUAUUAAAGCAUAAAUGGUAACAAAAAAUCAAGCGUACCGAAAAGCUAAAAUAACAAUUGACUGAAAGCGCUCAACCUUCAGUAACAUACGGACCAAUUCUACCCUACCCUAGUAAAAGAUGAAUAGCAAUACAUACAUGGAUUAUCACCCAAUUCAGAGCCAAAUGCCUGGAUGAACAGAAGCAAUUAUUUCCAAGGAAGCUUGAGCCAUUAUACUUUUGACAACACUGCCUAAGGUCAGAGUUGAACCUCAGGCCACCCCAGGCCUGUCUGGCCCCCAGAAGACUUCUUGGCCUCAGCCACACACUCUCACCUCAAACCACACCCUUCAUAAACCUUACUUUAUUCUGUCCUUCAGGGAUUUUUUUGUACACUUAAGCUGUGCUCGCGCUGCACAUUUACAGCACAUCCCCCUCUCCCCAGAAUUCUGGGUAGUUUGGAAAUUGAUCCAAGUUAGAUGUGUUUGCGUUAACUCUGCAAAAUGCCCAGUCUUCCAUUCUUCUCCAGCUGGUUCAUUGUGAGGUCAAAGGGCACGGUGAUGUCAUAAUGAGAUACUACAGCAUGCAACAUGAAUGAUUCCAGCAGGGAAAGAGUGAGACUCGCCCAGAAGAAUGAUUUGAGACGUUGGACAGUUUCCCUUAUGAAUCUGCUACUGUUUAUCUUUUUAUCAUCAUCAAUAUUUGCAGGAGCUACUAAAGAGAAACAUAAAGUUAUUAUUCGGAUAAAUCAUGAGAAGAAAGCGAACGAGAAGGAGGAGGAAGGAAGUACGAAGCACAUCAUCAUACACCCUGCUGUACAUAAGAUUUCUAUAAUGGAAGGGCCACAGAAUCAUGAAGAUGUUGGAUUACAAGAUAAUGAAGAUGUUGACAAAAGUCUAUCCAUUGAUCACCUUUUCCAUCCAAUACCACUACCACCAAAGAAUGAAGAUGUUUAUAAAAAUCAACCAGAAGAUGUCCUUUUUCAUCCGGUACCAGGACGAAUGUUUAAUGAAGAUUUUGACAGAAGUCCAGUAAAAGAUCUCUUUUUCCAACCGGUACCAAUUUCAGACAAUGCAGAGAUUGAGAAGCGCAUACAACUUGUCUCCAAAGAAGAAGAAAGACCCCGACCCCGGGAACAGAUACUGUUGGCUGUAUCCUCAGCAACUCUGUGUGUUUUAAUAUUGCUUACAAUGCUUUGUGGUAUGACUAUAUACCAAUGUAGCAAAAGAAUUAGUUACACAGAGCUCUCAUUUACUUCUUCUGAAAAUCAAGCACUAUUUGGGCCAUCCUUUUUCCAACCCUAUCGAACCGAAUCUGCAGUCUCUAGAACUGAGAGCUUGAUAUGGAACGAGUCCGGACCAAGACCAGUAGGACGGAGCCCCUCGGUGACUAAACCCUCAAGGAUGCUAACAUUUGAUCCUGUUGUACACUCAGUAGAUGAGGUGUCAUCAUUUUCUGAUGAAUCAGCCCGCACUCUAGAGUCAAUCAGGCUUAGAGAGACAGAACCAUCUGGAACAGUGACACCCUCUCAAGCCCCAUCAACUGAAGCACCACCUCCAAGUGCACCAGCAGCAGCACCGCCACCAAAUGAGCCAGCAACAGCACCACCACCACCUAGUGGCCCAGCAGUACCACCUCCACCAAGUGAGCCUGGAGCUGCACCCCCGCCUCCACCUGGUGGCCCAGCAGCACCACCACCACCUCCACCAAGCGAGCCUGGAGCUGCAGCACCACCACCACCUCCACCAAGCGAGCCUGGAGCUGCAGCACCACCACCACCUCCACCAAGCGAGCCUGGAGCUGCACCCCCGCCACCACCUGGUGGCCCAGCAGCACCACCUCCACCAAGCGAGCCUGGAGCUGCUCCCCCACCCCCACCUAGUGGCCCAGAAGCACCACCAGCACCGCCGCCGCCACCACCACCACCACAAGGUUAAAUCCUGAUGUUGACGAUGAUUCUUGAAAAAGAAGGAAAGAAAUCUGGAUUACUACCUUCACAGUUGGCUGCUCCGUACAAAAUUCAGAGAAAGAGAAAUACUGAGAUUCUGAAGUGAGGAGAAAACCAACAAGGAAGUUGGGACUACAGGGGUCUGAAGGCGUGCUGGAACGGUAUUGAUAGCUGAGCUUAGUGAGAAAAAAGUGGUGUAAGAAAGUACAUACUCCCAAGAGACAUUGGAAUAGUUUCAUAUUAUGAUGUGGGAAAAUAAAUAAAGCUUUGAAUCACUAGCCACGGCAAAAGCCACAUAAGGUUACGUUACAUGAAUAAAUUUUCUGUACAAUAAAUCAACUAUAUGAAUGAA